UUGGGCCAAUUGGAAAUUAAUUUCUGGCAAACCCACACGCCCAAAUUCGUAAUCGUCUGGCCCAAUACCUCUUGCAUGCUCUCCACACACCGCCGUGUUCUAUCCACCAGCAGCCUCCGCCGCCGCCUGCAAACUCUGCUGCCGGCACCGCAACGAACACCGUCUCAUUCGGAAUCUUGGCAUAGAAAAUUGGUGCUAAUCAUCAACAAUCGCUGGAGGUUGCAGCAUUGCAGAAAGUAAUGGAGGAACAAGAUUGUGAGAAAGAAUCGGUGAAGUUGGCUUCAGAAGAGAUCUCCCACGAAUUCAAAACCCUUGUCAACUCAAAUGAUCUCCAAUCACUUAAUCAUUUACAGAACACCAUAUUGGGAAGAUUGCAGGACAGUAAUGCCGUGUUGUCACACUUCAAUGAGUUCUCUGAACAUUGCUAUGCCGAGAUUUCUGGAGAUCUCGCCAGGAACACUCGAAUUCUCAAGUCUAUCAAGACUGACCUUGAUUAUAUUUUUCAGAAGCUAAGUAUGAAGUCAAAAAUUUUGAACACCUAUCCAGAUGCAUUUCCUGCAGAUUCGGAGAGCGAAGUAGUUGAUAGGAGACCAGAUCUUGAAAUACCCAAGAUUGGCAUGAAACGCAGGAAGUUCCCUAGUCUUGUCGCUGUAGCUAUGGAUGCACCUAGCAUUGGAUCAACUGGAGGGGUGGAAUGUGCUGGCAUAUCUGAAACUAGAGCAAAGGGUGGUGGCCAAUCAUUUGAAACGGUAGUAAUGGCUGCAGGUGGACCAACAGAACCUGCUGCAGGGGGCUUGUUGUGGAGCAAUUCGAGCAUGGGACUGUCUUCUUUUAGGGAAAAGUUUUGUUGGUCUGGUCUUUUCUUUUACAACCUAUUAAAAGUAGUAGAAAAAUGUUAACAAUUGUAGUAAAAAAAAUAACAAGAAAAUUAUAAGGGAGUUAGAAUAGAACCUGUUGAAAGUCUUCAUUCUCUGAUACAAUAGGCUAGCUCACGUCAAGCUCAAUCUCAGUGGCAUGACCCUCAUCCUAGACUUCAUUUUUAGCAGUUGCAGAGGAUUGGAUGUAGCAACAUUGGCAGCAGCAAUAGCUGCUAUGUAGCUGCAGCCACAUCUUCAACCUUCUUCUUGGGACAGUUCCUCUUGUUAUGACCUUUGCCAGUGC
Messenger RNA from Arachis stenosperma, 1161 nucleotides. RefSeq names its product kxDL motif-containing protein LO9-177. Bases 240 to 899 code for a protein of 219 amino acids. Gene Ontology annotation, cellular component: BORC complex. Lineage: Eukaryota; Viridiplantae; Streptophyta; Magnoliopsida; Fabales; Fabaceae. Gene Ontology annotation, biological process: lysosome localization. The transcript is spliced from 4 exons. The record is from RefSeq and is a predicted model, not a curated record.